AGAACAAGAGGAUCAUGAACGAACUACAGGACUUCAGUGCUCUGGACAGCCACUCAGAUUUGGAGAAGUAUUUCACCGUGUUUGAAGGCUCGUCGCAGGAGGACGUGGCCUACGCGAAGGUCUUCUGGAAUUCGCUGUCUCUGCAGCCGCCAGUAGAGUCCAGCCUGGUCUCUGUAGACAUCAGGCAGCGGCUGAAGGUGGCCAAGUCCCCACAACCCCCCAACCGCGGUCCCAGUCUUUCAUCAAACCCCAAGAAUGAUGAGGUCCUUCAGAGGGCUUAUCAGAGACAGAUGGAGGAUGAGAGGAAGAGAUAUAUGGAAAUGGCGAAGAAACGAGAUGAGAUCAUGAUGCUCUUAAAGAAGCAAAGAGAAGAGCGCAUUAAGAAAGAGAUGAUAUCCUUACAGCACAAGCCAAGAAGGUUGGACCUGACUGAGAGGUACCAGAGACAGUUUGAGCUGUUAAACUUCAGAUUCCUUUGGGGAUGCAGCAGUAGAGAAAUGAUGCUUGGAAUUGCUUACAAUAAAAGAGGCAGGGGUUUCUCUAAAGACUCCACCUGAGGUUCUGGAGCAGGACAUAAAGGAAGUCCAAGCGUUAAUAUGAAGGGCACCUUCAGUUGUUCACAGUAACCAGAGACAUUCCUCCUCUCCUACUACAAACAUCUCUGUUUAAGACAUUUUAGAUUCUGGAGAGUCAGCACGUUAAGAGUGAAUGGCUUUAUCGGCUGUGUCAGAGAAAACAGUGAGAAUUCUUGCAAAUAUUUGCCUUAUUGAGAAAUAUCUCAUAGCCAUUUAUAGCAAAGUAGUCCCCAUGAAGCAGUCACCACUGAGGCUGGCUCACCACACUCCACUUUAGUUACCACUUCAUAUCCAUGACUUCAUGCUACAGAUUCAGCAGAGCAGUGCAAACAAAUUGUACAAAAGACACAGUAUUAUGCCAAUCCAUGUUAUUAAAAUGGGACACCUUUACUGUCAAAGCGAGUUAAUUUCUUCACACUGUGAAAAACAGAGCUUGAUACUUUAAUGAACAUAUUAUGGUUCAUUUUGCUUGUGAUAUGCAUGAACGUUAUGGUUAUGACUGACAUUUGUGUGUCUGUUGAAGAAAUUUCAAAGUAAGCCUGUCCAGUUGCUUAAUCAUAUUUCCAUUUUUGUCAUUUUUGUCAUUUUUCACUUGAAAAUGGCAGUUGCCCUUCACAUUGUGUGUAAAUUUCAUGAUGAAUGGACCAAAAUAAAUGUCAAGCCAGAA
Molecule: messenger RNA, 1242 nt
Organism: Pygocentrus nattereri (red-bellied piranha)
Lineage: Eukaryota; Metazoa; Chordata; Actinopteri; Characiformes; Serrasalmidae
Gene: hoatz
Product: HOATZ cilia and flagella associated protein
Exons: 6
Coding region: 15-557 (180 amino acids)
Biological process (GO): cilium assembly
Source: RefSeq, a predicted model, not a curated record